Molecule: messenger RNA, 1101 nt
Organism: Eremothecium sinecaudum
Lineage: Eukaryota; Fungi; Ascomycota; Saccharomycetes; Saccharomycetales; Saccharomycetaceae
Product: FTR1 family protein
Exons: 1
Coding region: 1-1101 (366 amino acids)
Biological process (GO): iron ion transmembrane transport
Cellular component (GO): high-affinity iron permease complex; plasma membrane
Molecular function (GO): ferrous iron transmembrane transporter activity
Source: RefSeq, a predicted model, not a curated record
AUGGCUAACAAAGUCUUCAACGUCGCAGUCUUCUUUGUUUGCUUCAGAGAAUGUCUGGAAGCUGCAAUUAUCGUCUCGGUAUUACUGUCGUUCGUGGAUAGGACAGUAUCCAAGGAAAAUGUAUCUCUUCGUCGCCGUCUCAAAAAGCAACUUUGGUUGGGUGUAGCUCUUGGCCUUCUAAUAUGUUUAGCUAUCGGUGGUGCUACGAUCGGUGUAUAUUACCGCUACCAGAAUGAUAUUUACGGUCCCUACGAAGAUAUUUGGGAGUCAGUGUUCGCGUUUAUUGCCAGCAUAAUGAUCAGUAUGAUGGGUAUCCCAAUGCUGCGCAUAAGCAAAAUGAAAGCAAAAUGGCGCCUGAAGUUUGCUCAGGCCCUGGUCGAAGGACAUAAGGAAAAGGGCCGUUGGAAGCUUGGUCAUUUCGUAAAAAGAUAUGCGUUAUUUAUGUUACCUUUUGUUACUGUUUUAAGGGAGGGCCUAGAGGCCGUCGUAUUCGUUGCUGGUGUUGGUGCAGCAGGGGAUGUCGAGGCCACAUCAUACCCUCUGCCCGUGGUAGUUGGAUUACUAGCCGGUGCAGCCAUUGGUAUGUUCUUAUACUAUGGUGCCACACGUUCUUCUAUGCAGAUCUUCCUUGUAUGCUCGACCUGUCUCUUGUACCUCAUCGCAGCAGGUCUAUUUUCUAGGGGAGCUUGGUACAUUGAGACCUACAAGUUCAAUACAGCAAGUGGUGGUGAUGCCUCGGAGAACGGCAGCGGUAACGGUUCCUACAACAUCCUGCGCUCAGUCUAUCACGUGAACUGUUGUAACCCGGAGAUGAAUGACGGGUGGGGUAUAUUCAAUGCUAUCUUCGGCUGGCAAAACACGGGCUACCUUUCAAGCAUCCUAUGCUACAUCUUUUAUUGGGUUGCCCUUAUAGUCAUAGUUUCGCUCAUGAUCUUUGAGGAGAAGAGAGGGCAUCUUCCAUUCACCCAGAAGCGGUUAUCAGACCUAAAUCCUUUCCGUAUAUUCAAAAGGAAGCAAAUCUCCAAAGACGAAGAAGAAAUUUUAUUCGCUAAGGCGAAGAACGUUAACUUUAACCGCGAGGGACACUUAACUACUACUUGA